AUGGAGCUCGGCUUGGCUCGCGACUCCUGCAUCCCGCCACCCACAAUCAAGAAUGGUGCGGCCAAGUCGAAGGCCCUGUCCCAAAAGAAGCUGUACGGCGACCUCCUCGGGAAGGAAAAGAAGGUAGCGGAAAUGGCAUCUUUCGAUCCGGAGCCAGUUAUGGGGGUGAUCGACAUGCUCGACAACGAAAUUGCAGGGAGCGAUGGUAUUUAUGACACGCAGGAUUCUCUCGAGGUCAGGGAUAAAGAAAGGCCCAGGGAGAGGCGAAUCAAGAGCAGCAUUGAGCCGAAAAGGCCGAAAAUGCAGCACAGUAUCAAGGCUAACAAUAGGACACAGAGGACGAACCCAAGGUAUCUCAAGGAGAGUAGGGGUGCGCUAUGA
This is a messenger RNA of Gamsiella multidivaricata, 381 nucleotides long. RefSeq lists its product as uncharacterized. The record is from RefSeq and is a predicted model, not a curated record. The transcript is spliced from 2 exons. Bases 1 to 381 code for a protein of 126 amino acids. NCBI's taxonomy places the organism in Eukaryota, Fungi, Mortierellomycota, Mortierellomycetes, Mortierellales, Mortierellaceae.